Messenger RNA from Cutaneotrichosporon cavernicola, 873 nucleotides. RefSeq lists its product as uncharacterized. The transcript has 3 exons. The record is from RefSeq and is a predicted model, not a curated record. The coding region runs from base 1 to 873 and encodes 290 amino acids. NCBI's taxonomy places the organism in Eukaryota, Fungi, Basidiomycota, Tremellomycetes, Trichosporonales, Trichosporonaceae.
AUGGCGGACAUUCUCCACCUCCUCAAUCUUGACAUCUUCAACUUUACUGGAGGCACUCCGCAGCCCCCCGACCUAGCGCCGAGCAUCGUCUUCGCUGCUCUUUACGGACUGGCGCUACCGGUCCUCAUCUGGCGCGUUAGCAAUCGAGCAUCACGCACAUGGCUCCUUCUGCGGCCAGCGACAUUCUUGCUCCUCCGCCUCUCAAUGUACAUUCUACGCGCGAUUAUGAGCAUUCAUCCUUACGAUAUCCAUUACCUCAGCGGUGAGGCGUCACUCGUCAACAUUAGUUUCCUCAUUCUCCUUUUCCCAGUACUCGACUUGUGGCGGCUUCACAUUCUCACGACUGUCCAGCGCAAGGACAGGCCCAAGUGGGUCCGCCCAGUCAUUCCCUACGUGACGCUCCUCGUAUCCAUCAUCCUCAGUAUCGUCACCGCCACAAAAGUCGAUCCCACCGGGCCCACAAGUUCUCUCGUUCGCGGCCUCUGGCGAGCAAACUACAUUCUCUCCGUCUCCACCGUUGCCAUGGGCCUCAUCUACGUCCCUCUCUGCCAUUUCCUGAUGCACCUCGGUCGGCGAGGUUCAAUCUAUCUCAUGUUCCUCCUCUCCCUCUGCUUCAUCACCGCCGUCUAUCGCGUCAUCCAGCUUCACACAUUGGACCCCAACGCACCUGUACGCAGCCGCGCUGCAUUCUACAUCCUCGAAGGUGCCACCGACUGGGUCUGCCUGGCAGCCAUCCUCGCAAUCAACAUCAACGUUUGGUACCCUGGCCCGCUUGCCUGGAAGAAGGAGCCGUACGAGCCUGACGAGGCUGCCAUGACCGCACCCAGCACUGACACAGUGUCAGUGCUAGUCAACGGCCGUACUCAGGUGUGA